AUGUCUUCCCAAAGCCUGCACUCCUAUAAAGAGGCCAACUCCGUCGACACCACUCCAGUGGGUAAGAUCCAUACUUCUGGUGAAGGAAACGAAUUCGUCACCAUUGGCAAGAACCGCUUCUAUAGGCACGAGUUGAUGGAAGCCUUUGGCGGUACAUUAAAUCCCGGCUUGUCUCCUUAUCCUAAACAUCAAUUUGCAAACCCCUCGCCCUUGGGGCUCUGUGGGUUUGCCUUAACCACCUUCUGUCUUUCCAUGUACAAUGCCCAGGCCAUGGGUAUUGAAGUUCCAAACGUUGUGGUUGGUUUGGCUUGUUUCUACGGUGGCUUUGCCCAGUUCUGUGCUGGUAUCUGGGAAGGUCUCGUUGGUAACACUUUUGCCUUGUGUGCCCUUACUUCUUACGGUGCUUUCUGGUUGUCUUAUGCUGCCAUUCAAGUGCCUGCUUUUGGUAUUGGCGCUGCUUACGAAGGCACUGAACAAUUGCACCUGGCGGUGGGUUUCUUCCUUAUGGGUUGGACUCUUUUUACGUUUAUGCUUUUCUUGUGUACCCUUAAGUCUACGCUUGCUUUCCUGUCGUUGUUUUUCAUGUUGACCAUCACCUUCGCCUUAUUGACAAUUGGUGACUUUACAUUGAAGGUUGGCGUUACACGUGCUGGUGGUGUUUGCGGUGUCAUCACUGCUUUCAUUGCCUUCUACAAUGCUUUCGGCGGUGUUGCCAACCACCAAAACUCCUACUUUGGUGUCAAGGUUCUUCCCUUGACUAGAAACUAA
Messenger RNA from Candidozyma haemuli, 768 nucleotides. It is a transcript of the gene ATO7, whose product is annotated as Ato7p. NCBI's taxonomy places the organism in Eukaryota, Fungi, Ascomycota, Pichiomycetes, Serinales, Metschnikowiaceae. Gene Ontology annotation, molecular function: acetate transmembrane transporter activity. Bases 1 to 768 code for a protein of 255 amino acids. The transcript has a single exon. Gene Ontology annotation, cellular component: plasma membrane. The record is from RefSeq and is a predicted model, not a curated record.